Molecule: messenger RNA, 2625 nt
Organism: Adineta ricciae
Lineage: Eukaryota; Metazoa; Rotifera; Eurotatoria; Adinetida; Adinetidae
Source: the annotation of a GenBank genome assembly
AUGUUUAGCGAGUCACCAUUAUCCACAGCUCCUCUUCCCAUCCCGUCAGAACUAUCUAUUCUUAGUUCUCCAACAUCGUCCGUAUCGGCGUCACCACUAUCAUCAAUAGCGACUUCGCGUCGAUCGACGAUAACCUCAACAAAUAAUCAACGUUCUGGUUUAUUUUCUUCAUGUCAAUCCAAUCGACAGAUGAAAAUAGGAAAGUAUUUCCUUGAGAGAACGAUCGGCAAAGGUAACUUUGCCGUUGUCAAACUAGCGACACAUUGUGACACACAUCAAAAAGUAGCAAUUAAAAUCAUCGAUAAGUCACGAUUGGAAUCGACCGAUCAUCAAAAGCUCGAGCGGGAGAUUGCUGUGAUGAAAUCACUAGUACAUCCAUACAUAAUCCGUCUCUACGAAGUCAUGGAAUCGAAAAAUCUCAUCUAUCUAGUAACAGAAUAUGCAGCAAACGGUGAGCUGUUAGAUCUACUUCGUCGAGAAAAACGGCUGACUGAAGCGAAAGCUAAAGAAAAAUUCCGACAACUUGUUUUGGCUGUUGAAUAUAUUCACUCAAGAAACGUUGUUCAUCGAGAUUUAAAAGCGGAAAAUUUAUUAUUGGAUAGUCAUGGAAAUAUUAAAGUAGCAGAUUUUGGUUUUGCCAACACUUUCAAACCAAAUGAAAAACUGCAAACGUUUUGUGGUUCACCACCUUAUGCUGCUCCAGAACUAUUCCAAUGUCUUCCAUACUCGCCGGAAAAAGUUGAUGUUUGGGCUCUUGGUGUUCUUCUCUACAUAUUCGUUUGCGGUCACUUACCUUUCGAUAGUAAUAAUCUUGCUGAACUACGAAAGCGUGUCCUCGUUGGGCAGUUUCGUUUGCCAUUUUAUAUCAGUCAAGAUUGCAACUCUUUGAUUAGUCAUAUGUUGACAGUUGAUCCUGCUCAACGUUAUUCAAUAAACGAUAUUAAAAAUCAUCCGUGGCUAAGUUUAAGCCAUUCAGAUAUAUCCCAUUUAACAUCUCCAGCACAAUCGAUACCAGAUAAUCAAUUAACAAAUGCGAUCCUAGAUCACGCAGAAUCACUUGGGUAUAAUCGAACCCAAAUAUUGAAAUCUGUCAACGGAAAUUCCUACGAUAGUGAUGCAGCCAUAUGGCAUUUAUUACUAGAAAAGUUUCAGCAAACGUGUCAAAUUAAUAACCCUCCAAUUCCGACAGCUAUCGAAACAGAUAAAUCAAGUUUGAAUUAUUGCCCACCAGACGUUAAUGGAUCCAUCCGUUCGUGUGAUGCGGAUGAACAUAUUGACGAUCUUGAAACGUAUUCCGACGAUGAAGAUCAAGAUGAGCAAGUCCGUGAUCAAUAUGUACAAUUACACGGUUUACGGCGACAUACUAUUGGUCGACCAGUUUUACCUCUCUACAAUAACAAAGUGCCUCCGACUCUCACACCAGACCUCCGACUUGUUCAUCAGUUGAACAGUGUUGAACCCGCCCUAUUAACAAAUCGACUUUACCAGUUGCAGCAGCAGUGUAACGCACCACAUACUUCUGAAAAUGAUGAUGCAGAUCAUUGCUAUUCACAAUUACAAUAUCCAUUAUAUCAUCAACGAAAUCCUCAUUCAACAAGCUACAAUGGUUUAUCAGUGCAACCACCGAUGACGGCUGUUUCAGAUAUUCAUAACCAAGCACAAAAACCCAAUCAAUGGUUAUCACCACCGGUUUCACACACCUUUCAGAUCAACCGGCGAGCUAGUGACAGUGGAGCUCAUUUACUUCUAUUUCAACAGCAGCAUGACGUUACUGGUUCUAAUCCGAUUAGUGCUAUUCGACCGACACAACUACAGUCUCCAAUAUCUAAUAGAUCAUCACGUGGCAGUAUAACACGUGGGGCGCCAAUUACUCCGCCUAUAUUUUCCAUUACACCUGAUGAAACUGAAGAGAAUGAUGAAGAAGAAGAUGAUGAAAGACUUGCACGAUAUCUCAAUCUUGGCAAACGUCAUACAGUAUGUGAACAAGGCUUAAUACUCGGUGGAAAAGCUCGUCGUAGUCCACGCGAAGCUGUCAAAGAUCGUAGUCCAUUGUCGCGUCGCGCCAGUGAUACAAGUUCAAAUCUGAUCAAUAGUACAACCAAAGUGUAUCUUGAACGUUUAUAUCACAAUGCAGUCGGAUCAAAAUUGAGUGAUGAUGAUGACGUUACAACAUCUAGUUUACAAGAAUUGCAUAAACUUCAAAAACAAGUGCAAAAGUAUCCUAUGAGUAACAAUACAAGUUCGCCGCUCAGUCGACGGGCAUCAGCUGUCCCAUCACCGACGGGUUCUCUUGGUCUCCAUAUCAUUCGAGAAGAACAUCAAUUGAACUCUUUCGUUUCGUCCAGAUCACAAAAUAAAUCCUCAUCUUCGUCGUCAUCUUCCGAAGGAUUAUGUAAUAAUGGUGAUGACGAAGAUGAAAUGGAUUGCGAUGUUCAAAAUCAUCCAAUGCCACCGCAACUAUCUCCACAACAACAACCCAGACAAUUUAUUCGACCGUCAACUCAUUCAUUGUAUCGUGUACCGUAUCAUCAUAAAACUCCCCCACCUUAUUAUUGUAAUACAAGUCCAUUACUUGCUCAAUACUUAGUCAUCCCGACGACGACACCGACUUCUUCUACACCAUAA